Messenger RNA from Phytophthora sojae, 5205 nucleotides. RefSeq lists its product as hypothetical. The coding region runs from base 1 to 5205 and encodes 1734 amino acids. Gene Ontology annotation, biological process: nucleobase-containing compound metabolic process. Gene Ontology annotation, molecular function: AMP kinase activity; ATP binding. The transcript has 3 exons. The record is from RefSeq and is a predicted model, not a curated record. NCBI's taxonomy places the organism in Eukaryota, Oomycota, Peronosporomycetes, Peronosporales, Peronosporaceae.
AUGGAUCACGCGGGUCUCUACUCGAUCCGGCGCAGCGAAGACCGCGACCAGAGCGGGGUGCUCGAGCUGGACUCGCCCAGUAAAGAUGCUCGCAGGUCGUACUUCGGUCGAGCGCUGCUCGGAGCCGUCAUUGAGACGUCGUUCCUGGCACUGACCGCUACAGAUCCGACGAGGCCGGAGCGGGUUCUGGGCUUCGCAGCCUUCGACAACUCGCCGUCGGGUGAGCUGAACGACGUCUCCUGCUAUCCAGCGUUCCUCGAGAACAAGUUUGAGCUCCCACCGGCCUCAGCGUUCCUGUUCCUGACGUACUUCGCCCAGCGACAAGCAACUGCAGGCGUCGCCAGUCGCCCGCCGGUGCUCCGACACCUGCUGCACACGGUGUUCGCCACUCUGGUGAACAAGCGCUGCGUGCUGCUGGUGCUACCGGACGACGUGACUAUCGGCGAGACCGAGCCGGCGUUGGCCAAGUUUUUCGAGCGGGUGCCGACUCGCUCGACGCCUCUGGAGGCGCCCAAGGGGUCGUUAGCUGUGAUGCUGGAGUGGAAGCGACUCGAGCAGCAGUUCGCCAAGAACGCCAAGACCUUCGGCCAGUUCGCAGUCUACCAAGCCAAAGUCGACGCCUUCUACCCCUCUGUGCACGUGCGUCGGGCGAGAGUGGAGGAUCACGACGACUUGGAUCCGAUCUUGACCGCUCAAGCUGAGGCGGUGUCCUCGGCCUUCGGUGAAUACUUCCUCGCCGAGCUCAUUCAUGACCAAGACGAGCACAACGUCUGUCUAAUUGCUGAAGCUGCCACUACUGCUAAUGGAGCGGUAAAUGGCAGCGCUAACGCUGCAGGACAAGGGCGAGCUAUAGGGCUGCUCGCAAUCUCCGACCAACUGGACGUUUCCUCGUUGCAAGACAACUUCGCUCUGGGGCCGCUCAAUGACCUAGCCAAGAGCAACGCCACCGCACCGCGAGCUAGUAAGAUCACUCCGCCCAGACUCGUGAUCGCUGGACCACCCGCUGGAGGCAAAGGCACUCAGUGUGAGCUGCUAGUCGAGGCGUUCAACGUGCUGCAUCUGUCAACGGGCGACUUACUACGAGCGGCUGUAGCUUGUGGGUCCCAAUUAGGUCUACAAGUUCAGCACUUCAUGGACUCCGGGCAGCUUGUCCCGGACGAAUUGAUCGUCGACGUGGUGCUCGAGCGGCUGGGACAACCGGACUGUGAAGCUCGAGGCUGGCUGUUGGACGGAUUCCCACGUACAGCGACUCAGGCUGAGGCGUUACUAGCCGCUGGCUUCUGCCCUGACGCCGUCAUCGCGCUUGAGGUUCCUGAUGACGAAGUUGUUCGACGCAUUGCGGGACGUCGAGUGGACUCGGAAACAGGCAAGACCUAUCACCUGGAAUUCAACCCUCCGCCGCAGGACGAAGACGUGCUCGCUCGCCUUGUGCAGCGUAGCGAUGACACGGAAGCUACAAUUCGCCACCGCCUCGCUACGUUUCACCAGCAUUUAGGCUCUGUUCUCUCCACCUUCAGCAUUGCCCCAAGUCCUGGUGCAGUAGCAUCGAAGGUGGUGUCAGUGAACGGGCUCCAGUCGAAGCACGCAGUGGCGCAGCACAUUAUCGAGCAAACCCGCGCAGUCAAGACAGCGCAGAAGGUACGUUUACUGAUAAAUCGCGGUGAACUUGCCCCGCCAAACCUGGUGAUCUCGGGUCCACCCGCAGGCGGCAAAGGCACUCAAUGCGAGCAACUUGUAGCUCUGCUGGGUGUCGUCCAUCUCUCGACGGGUGAUAUCUUGCGCCAAGCUAUCCGCGACAAGUCUCCGCUGGGUAUGCAAGCUCAAAGUUUCAUGGACGGCGGCCAGCUCGUGCCGGACGAGCUGAUUGUCGACGUGGUGCUAGAUCGGAUCACCCAACCGGACUGCGAAAGCCGAGGAUGGCUACUCGAUGGGUUCCCACGCACCUCGACGCAGGCUGAUGCUUUAUUGGCAGCGCGUGGUGGCAAAGCUGCUCCUGACUGUGUACUAGUACUGGACGUUCCUGACGAAGAAGUCAUCCGCCGCAUUGCAGGACGUCGCGUCGACCCAGAAACUGGCAAAACGUAUCACGUUGAGUUCAAUCCGCCGCCUCCAGAAGUGCAGGCGCGCGUUAUCCAGCGCAGUGAUGACACCGAAGAAACGCUACGAACGCGGCUGCAAGAAUUUCACGCGCACAGCGACGGCGUGCUGGCUGCUUUUGAGGCUUAUCGAGGCGAGAACGGCGCUACUGUGCAGAUUGUUCGUGCUGACGGCCUGCAGCCAGCAACUUUGAUCGCCCAGGCGUUUAUCGCUCCGACCUUCCAGCGUGGUGCUGAGGUGGAAGCUCGCGUCCUGCAGCGCACUGGCGCUGAGAGCCUCUCGAAGCUGACAAGAGCUGAAGCGCACUCGAACUGCUUCGCCAUCACGCUGUUCUGCGUGGGUGACGAUGCGUUCGAGCGCUCGGCGUCUGCGGAUCUCCUCGUGGCUGCGUUCGCGACGUUCCCGAACCGCGACUACUGCCUGCUCACGUUGCCUACGCACGCACGGGAACCUCCGUGCCUCGCGUUCUUCUCGCGGAUAACAGCUCAGCCUGCAAGUGCCUUCACGCACGCGCUCUAUGUGCUGCAUCGAGACGCCAUCUCCUUCUUCUGUCCCCGCACAAGUGACGGUCGUAGCGUGCUCCGCCCCGUUCAGCUUGAGAUUCAGCGCUUUCUACCGAGCGGCGGCAGUCCCAAAGAGGAUGAAGCGGAGUUGGCCCCAUUGACGGCAGGGCUCGAUCGACCUACUCGCCAGUCGCUGGAUCAAGAGCUUGCUCUGGCGAACGAAGAAGCAGAAAUCGACUUGGAAGACUCCCCACGACGUGCAGUCUUCCUUGUACGUGCAAACGGCCACGUCGUCGGACUAGCAGCGCUUGCUCGUCAACCUGAGGUAGCGAGCUUGUUGCCGCACCACUUCGACAUCGACCGCGUGGCGCGCAUGGAGUUCCACCGCGCGAAGGAUUUGGCUUUCGUUCGUCACCUGGUCCUCAACCCGAUCUUUGCGUCUUGCUCGCGCUACGUGCUGCUCGAGUUGAUGCGUCAUUUCCGCAAGACGUGCCUUAUCUACCAGGUACCGACGGGGCUUGGAUCGAAGACGACAAAUCUACCAGCUCAAAUAUCGUUUAGUGCUGCACUCGAGGAGUUUGUGCUUGCUCCUCCUCGACGAGAAGUCGGCGACGACGUGAAGGACGAACGAGAGCGGAUACGACGAGCUUCAGUUUGCGCUGCGUUCGCGCUGUUCGUGCUGCCGAAACGACUGCUGUCCGAGCCGAAGAUGACCAUCAACCAGCGUGUGGUGCUUGUGGGGGCCUCGGACGCGGCGCUGAGUUGCUUGGCUCGACUUCUGGCGACUCCGUACUUGCACUUCUCCAACCUCACGCUCAUUUCUCCGCAUGGUCUGACUGUGGCGCCCAUGGAUGAAGGUGAAGACGACACAAUGACGCCUCGAGCCUCGGACUUUGCUCGCAAAAGCUCCUUCACAGCUGUGGAGCUUGAACAGUAUAGCCUGCGAACUCACGUGCGUGUUGUCGAGAGCCGAAUGGUGCGUGUAGACCGUGAGACUCGAGCUGUGGUUCUUCAGGACGGAUCGUGUAUUCCGUACGACUACUUAGCGCUCACCACGGGUCUACAGGAUGGUACAUGCACAGCGCUUGGACGCCUGCCUCGAUUCGUGGAUGAAGACUUGGUGGCAGCUGGAGGCAACGUGACAAGUGCGACGUACUACCCACCUGUCAUUCCGAAGCAAAUGAUGGCCUUGGGCGACUUACCGACAGCUCAAAAACUUCACGCAGCGCUGCAGAAGACAUUCACUGACGAUCAGGAACAGCCUGGGAGCAAUAUUCUGGUCUACGGCAGGUCGUUGCUUGUGUUGCAAGUGAUCCAGGCGCUGCUUGUUCGCGGAGUUCACGCAAGUCGCAUCCACCAUAUCUCACCAGCUCGAGACAACGGAGGCGGCGUCUUCGAAGAUACAGUCGUCCGCUCCGAGAUGGAGAAGCAGUAUGCCAUGAACGGGAUCUCGCUUCAUGCCGCCACCAAGAUCAUUGGUAUCGAGACAGCCCCUGGCAAUGUCGAUGUACUGGAAGGUCUGGUACCUUGCGCGUGGCUGCUCUGCUGCCAGCAUAACGACGCCGACGCCGACAUUUUCCGUGCCGUGAACGAAAGCGGGCUGGUGUACGACGGACGCCUCGUUGUGGACGGCCACAUGCGCACGACGGACGCGCACGUUCUGGGGGCGGGCUCCUUGUGCCGCUUCUCGAGGCGCUUUAUCGCUGCCAAACUGCACGAGAACUACAGCAGCCGCGAAGGUGGUGAGCUGCUCGCUCGCUCGCUACUGCAGCUCCUCGACCCGUUGGCAGUCUACGAGGCUCCUUCCGAAGUCCACCCGUUGCCUGCCCACCACGCGCAACCAACAACAAAGACCCCAAUGGUUCCGCCGCCAGAAAUGGAGCUCCCCGUCGUCCGCUGCGCUGUGGUCUUGGGCGGCAAGCACUACGUGCAGAUCAGCGCCCCGGCGCUCACCAACACGCUGGCGCUUCAAGCCUUGUCCACCAACACGGCGUCACGCGGGGGCAAGGAGGUGAGUCUCAUCGGCAGCGAAACGUUCGAGAUGGAGAUGGCGUCGCACCACUCGCGUCCUGCCACGGGGGCGUCCUCGUCCAGCCGACCGACGCGCUACACGUGCCUGCUCUUCGACGACGUGGGGGUGCUGAAUCGGCUCGAAUACUUGGGCGACGGCGCCGUGCCCGUGCGAGACCUGCAGAACCUCGUGGGGCUGCACGAGGCGUAUCUGAACAGCGCGCUGGCCUCCUACGCAGCAGGCAAGGUGCAGGACUGGGUGGCGUUCUUCGCACACCCGUGGGCGAGCGCCCUGUACCACGACCGCUUCCCGGCGUUCCGGGCCAAGCUUCGGACGUUGUUGGCCAAGGACGACGGCGUGCGCGCCAUUGCGGACGACGCGGCGGCGUUCAUGAGGGAGACGGGGGACACCAAGGGGGCGAUGGCAUUGGCGCAGGAGCGCGUCGGUCGAGGGGGCAGCGCGCUCGAGCCGUCCACAAGGCGGUUGGUGGAGAGCCAAGUGCUCGAGUUCCUGGGCAGCAACCGAGACGUGCUCAACAUGUUCCUGCUGCCGAAAGGAGGAGGAGGCGGCGGUGCGCGACCUGGCAGCAAGUGA